Poecile atricapillus (Black-capped chickadee) is the source of this 4842-nucleotide messenger RNA. It is a transcript of the gene FRMPD1, whose product is annotated as FERM and PDZ domain containing 1. The record is from RefSeq and is a predicted model, not a curated record. The coding region runs from base 68 to 4759 and encodes 1563 amino acids. Gene Ontology annotation, molecular function: protein binding. NCBI's taxonomy places the organism in Eukaryota, Metazoa, Chordata, Aves, Passeriformes, Paridae. The transcript is spliced from 15 exons. Gene Ontology annotation, cellular component: cytoskeleton.
GCUGUCCAGAAGAAUUCCUCAGUCAGUGUCAUUCUGUCUUCCUGUGAUUUCUGUCACUUCCAGGUAAAUGGGAGAUUUGGAGACUAGCUUAAUCCAUACACGAAAAACAUGUAGAAUAGAGCAAAUGGUAGCAAAAUGGCUUCAUCGCUCUCGGGACAGCGCACCCAGGGACAGCGUGCCUGUGAUGGACAGUGCCGGGGACAGCGCAGCCCAGCCCCCCAGCCGGGUCAAAGUGACCGUCACCGUCUACAAGGACCUGGUCCUGCAGCACUACGGCUUCGAGAUCUGCCCGGGCCUUCCCCUGACCAUCGCAUCGGUCACUGCAGGGAGCACGGCCGAGGGGAAGCUGCAGCCGGGUGACCAGCUCCUCACCAUCAACUCCAGCAGCGUGGACAGCGUGUCCGUGGAGCGUGCAGCCAGCAUCAUCAGGGAGGCCGGAGAUGAGCUGCUGCUGACCGUCCUGCGCUGCACCUCCGGUGGCCCCAAGUCCUCGUUCCUGACCGCCGAGAAGAGGGCCAGGCUGAAAACAAACCCGGUCAAAGUGCGCUUUGCGGAGGAGGUGCUGCUGAACGGACACUCCCAGGGGAGCUCCCUCCUGUUCAUGCCCAACGUUCUCAAGGUGUACCUGGAGAACGGACAGACAAAGGCAUUCAGGUUUGAGAGGAGCACCACUGUGAAGGACAUCGUGCUGACGCUGCAGGAGAAGCUGUCCAUCCGCAGCAUCGCCCACUUCGCACUGGUGCUGGAGGAGCAGUACAACCUGGCCAAGAUCCACCUGCUGCACGAGGAGGAGCUCAUUGCACAGGUGGUCCAGAAAAGAGACUCUCAUGACUACCGCUGCCUCUUCAGAGUGUGCUUUAUCCCCAAGGAUCCCUUGGACCUCCUGCAGGAAGACCCAGUGGCCUUUGAAUAUCUGUACCUGCAGAGCUGCAGCGAUGUGCUCCAGGAAAGGUUUGCUGUGGAGAUGAAGUGCAGCGUGGCGUUACGCCUGGCUGCUCUGCACAUACAGGAGAGGAUCUACGCCUGUGCUCACCCACACAAGGUGUCCCUGAAAUACAUCGAGAGGGACUGGGGAAUCGAAAACUUCAUCUCACCCACUUUGCUUCGAAACAUGAGAGGGAAGGACAUCAAGAAAGCCAUCAGCUACCACCUGAAGCGGAACCAGGUGCUGCUGGACCCUCGGCAGAAGCACAUGCUCACGGCAGCCCAGGUGCGCCUGAGCUACCUGCAGAUCCUGGGAGAGCUGAAGAUGUACAGUGGGAAGAUCUUCAAUGCCACCAUGAUGCUGCAGGACAGGGAGUCGUACGUGGCUCUGCUGGUGGGUGCCAAGCACGGUGUGAGCCAGAUCAUCAACAGCAAGCUCAACAUCAUCACCAGCCUGGCCGAGUUCCCCAGCAUCAGCCGGGUGGAGCUCAGCGAGGAGUCCGAGCGAGUGAGCACUGUCAAGAUCUACCUGCAGGACCUGAAGCUGCUCACUCUGCUGCUGGAAUCAAACAGUGCGAAGGAUCUCGUCUGCCUCAUCGUUGGUUACUACAGACUCUUCGUGGAUGCAAACGCCUCCAUAUUUACCUGGGGAGAGAAAAAACAGCAACUGCACCGUGUCUCAGCUGAAGAAGGCUACGAGUCCCGAGCCUGCAGCGACUCUGAAGAUUCCUGGGACUCCUGCUCGGAGCGGCGCCCGGACAGCGCUGCGGCGGAGCGGGGAGAGCCCCGCGGAGCCGGGGGCAGCGGCGCUGAGCCCCGGGCUGGCGGCGGGGACCCGCCGGGGACAGGCGGUGACAACGCCACCGACAGCGCCUCCGAGGCGUCCGACUCGGCCAACACCGAGAGCCGGGGCUUCAAGACGAGCGGCUCCAGCGACUCGAUGGAUGCGCUGGAGGAAGAGGAGCUGGAAGCGAGCUCUUCCUCCCGGCCGGAGCCGCUCCGCUUCUACGCUCCGACCGUGCAGGAGAUGAGCAGCUCGGAGCGGAGCUUCGUGCCGGUGUGUGCCGCGGGGAGCCCCGGCGCUGCCGGCGACUAUCCCUGCUUCGUGCAGGUGCCGCCGGGGCCCGGGGACAGCCCCUCGGGGCCGGGCUCCGCUCCGCAGCCCGGGCUGGCCCGGGCCGACACCUCGGGCUGCCCCGCGGGGCACGGCACAGGCCACAGCGACCUCGUCCUGCGGCCGCCGCCGGGCUUCGGUGACUCCAGCUCCGAGGAGGAGUUCUACGAUGCUGCGGACAGGCUCAGCCCUCCGGAGGCGCGGGCAGGCUAUGAUGCAGCAUCCUGGGAGGGUGCAGAGAACCCCUCCUGCAUCCCAAAGAGGCUGAGGUGCUACAGCUUGGGGGAGAGCCCUCCAGUGAGGGAGAAGCACGGGCAGGAGAAGGAGCUGACCUGCACCAAGAGCCUGAGGAAGAGAAGGUCUUUCCUGAAAACUGAUUACACCUCACAGGUCAGUUUCCCUGCGGCUCUCCCAGGCUCUCCACAGCGCUGCUGCUCCUGGCUGCCCACUCAGCCCACAGAGGACACAGGGAAGAACACGGAGAUGGGGCUUCUUGUAGCCACCCGGGCCCAGAGGGACACCGCUGGCACAAACCCCUCCUCUGAUGUGAUGGACAUGGAGCCUGACACCACGGAGACAAAGACAGUGAUGGAAUGUCUGGUUUCCUCCAUUUCGGACACUCACCGUGCUGCUGACCAGUGUGGGGAGGAGGACAGCAGCCUCCAGCCACAAGAACCCCCCUUGCUGUCCCCAGAGCCCCUUCCCACAGGUCAGAGUGGAGCUGCCCAGGAAAGCUCCCCAGCAGAGACAGAUCCUGGGUGUCUGAGUGAGGAGAGCCAUGUGCCCACUGGAGGCUGGCAGAGCCAGGGAGUGCAGGAGGUGGGGGGUGAGGUGAUGGCCACCCAGCACAAGGCCAGUGUUGUGCCCUCUGCUGUUGCCUGCCCCUCUGAGGAGCUCCUGCUGCUGCCAUCAGCCCCUGGCCCCAGCAUGGCCCCUCCUCAGGAGCUGGCCCAGGACCAGGGGCUGCCCCCUGCGAGUGUGGAGCCUUCCCUGGCUCCCUGUCACGAGAGCAAAGCUGAUGGUCUGAGCUGUAUCAUUGGCAAGGGCUGUGCUGAUGAUCAGGGGUGGGCUGAUGGUCAGGGCAGGGAUGAAGGUCAGGGCAGGGCUGAUGAUCAGGGGUGUGCUGAUGGUCAGGGCAGGGCCGGUGGUCAGGGCAGGGAUGAUGGUCAGGGCAGGGAUGAUGGUCAGGGCAGGGAGGAAGGUCAGGGCAGGGAUGAUGGUCAGGGCAGGGAUGAUGGUCAGGGCAGGGAGGAAGGUCAGGGCAGGGAUGAUGGUCAGGGCAGGGAUGAUGGUCAGGGCAGGGAUGAUGGUCAGGGCUGUGCCGAUGAUCAGGGCAGGGCUGGUGGCCAGGGCAGUGCUGGUGGCCAGAGCUGUGGCUGCAGCAGCACUGAGGGGGCUGUGUCCCAGCCCAGGAGCCAGCAGGUGGUGGAUGGGGAGAUCCCGUGGAAGGUGCAGGAAGGCCACAUGGGGUUCCCAGAGGCAGCCCAGCUCCUGGCAGAUGGCAGCAGUGCCUCGGGGGUCCUCAGCCACCUCUCCUGGCUCUCAUUCAGGGUGAGAACAGACCCUGUGUCACACAGCCUGCUGCCACACAGGGUGGAUGAGCCACUUGAGCCUUUAGCCUGUCUGAUGACCAGCAAGUGCAUGGGGGCCGGUGCUGUUAGAAGGAAGAUGCCAACAUCCCCUGCUGGAGCAGGCUUUGUCCAGGAGCUGGAGAGCAGCUCAGGGCUGGGUGCAGGGCAGCCCACAAGAGAUGCAGGAAAUGUGGCUCAGCAGGAGCCACAGCCUGCACAGGCUGCAGGGCUGGGGAAGGACUCUUGCCUGGCUCCAUCUGCAGAGCUUUCCGUCUCCUCGGUUCCAGUUUCCUUGGGGAAAGGAGCAGGAGACAAUGGGGCUGCAAAACUCUCCUUCCUCUGUCUUAACCCCGAGGAGGGUGAGCAGACCCCUGCAGCCCCCAGCCCAGCUGGGCCUUUGGGCUGUUCCCCAGCACCGCAGGGGCUGGACAGCUGUGGCUGCCAGCUGCCCUACAUCAGCUGCUUCCCCCAGCCCCAGAACCAGGGGGAGGGUGAAACCAGCCCCCCCCAGUUUCCAGGGCCCCUCACCACCCCUCCUUCCAGCAGCCACAGCCUUCCCAGGACCCCUGGGAGCACCCUCCCAGUCUCCACUGCUGGGGACACAGCAGGGCAGGACCCCCACAUCCAAGUGCUGGGGCAGCUGAAGGACCAGGCAUGGAUGAGCCCUGUGGAUUUCUCUCGUUUCCUGGCCUACACUGUGGAGCUCCAGGAGGUUGUAGGGAAGCUCUGCGGAAACCAGGCAACUCACCUGCACGACCAGUGUGCAGAGCAGGGUGUGGAGAGCCAGGGUGCCCUGGGCUGGGCUUCCCAGGACCUGCUGUCCAGCUGCCAGGCACUCCUGAGCACAGAGCAGCCUCUCACAGAGGUGCAGUGUGCACUGAGAGCAACGUUCGACCGGCUGGUUCACCUGGCAGUGACCUGCUUCCAGGUGACACACUGCCGGCGCUGCAGGCAGAGACAGCAGGAGCUCGGAGCUGCGCUGGGGGAUGUGGUGGGCACCUACCAGCAGCUGCUGCACGCUCUGCACCAGCAGCUCCAUGGGCAGGUCUGCCCUGAGCUGGGCACCAAGCUCCUUGCCCGCCAGCACACGGCCCUAGCAGCUGCCAUCUUCUGUCUGCUGCAGCAGUUCAGGGCAUCCCCGUGGCUGUGACAGGCAGGCUGCGGGCACACAAGGGUACUGAGGGGGACAGAGCCCAGAUGUGUGCCCCCUGCCCGCCUCAGGCUCUCCCCCAG